GACAGCGCCUGUGGGUUUCCUUCCGACCGCGGCACCGCUGCUGCCGCCGCCUGCUCCGUCCGGCUCCUCCACGACAGCGCCCAUGAGCGGCGUGACCGCACCCGUGAAGCCAGCGGAGGUUGCUGAUGGGGCGAUUGGAGCCGACAGCAGCAGCGGCGGCGGCGGCGGCGACGGAAAGGACGUUGGGAGUGGCGGCGCCGGCAGCGGCGUCAAAGGCACGGAGGAUUACACCAACGUUGGCGCUUCUGACGGCGACAUGGUCGCUGCUGUUGCUGCUGCUGCUGUAGCGACUGGUGCUGAUGCUGUAUCAGACACCCAGCAAGCGCCGUCGCUGUCGCCGCCUUACCAGCCACAACAACGGAUGCCCGCGGCAACAGCAGCGGCGGUGGUGUCACCAGAAGCAGCCACCCUGGUGCCGCCGGAGCCCCCUUCUUCCGCUCCCGUACUGUUACGGUCCUGCCGUACAGUUAAGUCGCCUGUACAACGUCACGCCUCCGUCGCACGAAGUCCCUUGUCGUACAGCACUGGCGGCGGUGAAGGCGCCGCCGUCAGCGGCGGAGGCGGAGGCGCCCAACACGUCGUGGGAGCCCUGGGUGCUGCUGUUGCAUCCGGUGGCGCUGGCGAUGGCGUUGGCGGUCAGAGGGGCUGCAACGACGGCACUGACGGUGCCGGUUGCAUGGGCAGCAUUGCCAACGCUGCCAGCAGCGGCGGCGGCGGCAGCAGCGCUGCUACUGCUGCUUCCAGUCCAGCUCCCUUGCCUCCCGCGCCGCCGCUGCACCGGCUGCUGCUGUCAGGCAGCUCGGCUGCAUUCCGACGCCUGCGUACGUUACCCAAUACUCGACCGAUGUCACCUUUGUCGUUGGAACUCUCAAGGUUGGAGACCCUGGAGGCAUGUGGGGGCAGUGGCGGCGGCGGUGGACGUGGCGGCUUUUUGAGGAGGUCAGUGCUGUCAACUGCUCCCGGUGAUGGUGGCGGCGGCGGCAGUCUACAGGUUGCUGGUCGCGCACUGAGCACCACCAUGGUAGACGCUCGCAUCCGUAACGGACUCCACCACACCGCCCAACGCCAGCACCUCCGGGCACCGCCACCUACCUGCGCAUCCGCCGCAUCCACCGCCGCCAGCAGCCGCAGCGGCCACGACUCAACAACCCACCCACAACUCCAGGCUGACGCUGCUGCUGCCGCUCCGGCAGCUACAGAGCGUACGACACAAGUUCCCCUAAAAGCCGCUGCGGCAACGACGGCCUUCCUGGCAGCUGAGGCAACGGAAGCGGCAAGUCAAGCUGCUGCCCAGGCACUGGCUGCUGCUGCUGCGGCGGCGGCGGUUGGUGCCAAGGGCGCAGCAAUUCAAGUCAUAGACGUGCGUGUGGAUCUAGCCAUGACCUUCCCGCGAAGCGGUGACAUCCCAGACGCAGCGGGAGCAGCAGCAGGAGCAGCAACAGCAGCAGCAGCGGCCGUUUCUACAGUCUCGGCUGCAUCGGGAGGAGCAGCGGAGGUUGCCUCGGAGGCUGCCGGGGCCGUGGGUCGUGGUGCUGGUGCUGGUGUGGGUGUGGGCGUGGGUGGGGUUGGGGUUGGGAUGUCGCCUUGGCACGGAUCCGCAAAAGUAGCUGCUGCUGCCGGGGCCGCUAAUGCCGUUAGCGCUGCUGGUGCUGGAGGUGGAGGCGGCAGGACGAGGGGGGCAGUAACGCGGCAGAGGGGCUCUCUGAGGAGCCGAGUUCAGGCCCUAGUAGAACAAGUGGAGCGAGCAGAACUGCAAGCGCAACAGCUGCAACUGCAACGAACAACGGUCAACCGCAACCACCACCUUUUGUACGGCAACAACCUCAUCAACAACAACGGAAGGAUCUCACCCCUGCCCAUGAGCGCCGGGGUCAGGUCAGCUGGAAUGUUCGUUGCGCCUUCGAGCGGUAGCAGCAUGGGUUUCCUCGCCGUCGGCGGAGGCGGCGUCAGCGGAGGCGGCGUCAGCGGAGGCGGCGUCAGCGGCGGCCGUCGCAGCGUCGGCGGCGGCUCUGACGUCGAGCACGUUUGGCCUCAAGCUCCCGACAGGAUACUGGCGGCGCCCACUGCUGCUGCUGCUGCCGGUGCGGCACUUAACGGCUGUCAUGGGGCGACCACAGCGCCAGCGCCGACGGUUCACGAUGUUAGCAAAGAUAGAGCCGCCGUCACCUCCGCCGCCACGGUCGCCAUUUCUGGUACUACAACAGCAGUGGUUAGGCGGAGGUCGUCCACCCUGAGUCGUCUGUGCACGUCGUAUCCUGAGUUCAAUGGCGGCGGAGGCGGCGGCGCUGGCAGCGGCGGCGCUGGCGGCGGCGCCGCCGACACUUGCAAUGACGGCGAAGAUGACGUCGGCGGAGGAUCGCUGUUUGGUUCCUCUCAGUUCAACACCGCCAACGAUGGCAAGGUGCUUCCUCGCGCUCCUAGCUCGCAGCUAAAAUGCAAGGGUAGCUCCUGGUUACAAUUUCUGAGCGGAGGCAGUAGUAGCGGCGGCGCUGCCGCCACCGCUGGCAGCCCCGCCCCCGCUGGCAGCCCCGCCCCCGCUGGCAGCCCCGCCCCUGGCAUCGCCGCCGCUGACGUCAUGGUCCCGAUGUACGGCGGCGGCACCGCGUCGCGUCAAAACAGCUUCACAGCAGCAAGGUUCCUCGGGACCGCUCCUGCUGGUCUCUCAUGGGUACGCGGCGGCGGCGGCGGCCGUAUUGUACGGCAUUUCGCCAGAAAGAUAACUUCUUCUGCAUCCACGGCGACGUCGACAGCGGCGAGUGAAGCCUCAAUGAUAACAAUAACGACAACGGCGGCGGCGGCGCAGGUGGCGGCGGCGGCGGCGGCGGCGCAGGUGGCGGCGGCGGCGGCGGCGGCGGCGGCGGCGGCAGCGGAUGGCGCAAUGUACUUGUCUACGGUGUACGGACAAGAUGUCGUACAGUCACCGCCGCCGCCACCGUCGUCGUCGCUAGGAGCACGUAUUCCAAAUACGCUUGCUAGAGGAAUUGCGAAUGACAGCGGAUUUCGGUUUAGUGUCGAUGCUCAUGGGAAGGCUCAACCAGCGGGCCCACAUGUUACAGCUGUUGCAGCUGCAACUGCUACUGCCAUUACUCCAGCGGCCGCAGCUACUGCCGCCGCCACAGCUACUGCUGCUCCUUCCGGGUUUGCAGGGGGUUCUGCGGUACAAUGUUCUCCAGGAACAGCGGCAGCAGCAGCAGCAGCGCCCUACGGUAGUUCGUUGACGACGGAAGUACUGCAAGUUGGCAGUUGCGGUAAUGAUGAUAACGAUAACGGAGUGAUGAUGUACGUACCGCUGAUGUGGUGUCAGAUCUGGGCGCAAUUUUGUCGUACGGCGGUUGAUGGCGAGCAAGCGCUGGUGGUUAUGAUGACGGAUGUGACCAAGCAAGUGCAGGCACAAGAGCGGGUGGCAGCACUAGUAGAGCAAGAACACCGAGUGCUGGAGGCCCUAUUCCCCAGGCACGUAAUCGCCUAUCUAACCUCCGCCCCAGCAUCCCCAGCUACGGACGACGAAUCUGACGCGAUUAAGGACCGUUGUGACCGUUACAACCGGUAUGACUUCGGUUACCAUGACAAAAAUGCCAGUCGCGUCACGGCUCCCGGCCCAACCCACCCUGCUGCUGAGCGACCUCGAAGCCCACCCUCCGCUGUUACCGCCGCCGCCACAGCACCAGCAGCAGCAGCAGCAGCAAUUAUCGAGGCAGCAGCACCCGCCGCCGCCGCCACUGACGCCCCAGUUGUAGUUGCUGCCGUCGCUACCGCCGACACCGCCACCACGGCAGCGGACGCGGUCGCUGUUAGCUUGAAGGCCAUCACCCCCGAGAUUGCUGCUGCUGCUGCUGGUGGUGAUAAUAAUGACCUCAGCAACAGCGGCAGUAACGCCAGCAAUAGUAACGUCAGUGUGUACGGCAGCAAUGGAGAUGCUCAACUGCCAACCGCCGCGUCAUCCUCAGCCCAACCGCCACUGCCGGACGGUCCCACGUACAGUCAGCUGGCGGGGCAGCGGCAGUUGGCGGCGCUGGUGGCGGCUCAGCAGCGGGAGAGUGUCAAGGUGUCGCGUCUGGCCACUCGGCACCGCUUGGUGACACUGCUGUUCUCAGAUAUUGUGGGGUUCACGGCUUUCUCGCGACAGGUGUCAGCGCUCACCGUGAUGCGCUUCCUGAAUGAGUAUUACAAGAAGCUGGAUGCGCUGUUCGAUAUCUACAAGGUUUACAAGGUUGAAACCAUCGGGGACUGCUACGUGGUGGCGGGCGGCCUCGUCAGGUACGACGCCGACGGGUUGUGCAGUGUGCUCCCCGAGGGCGAGGUGGACGAGCUGCAUGCGGUGCGGGUGAUGGAGUUCGCCAAGGCCAUGUUGCGAGUGAGCCGGGAGGUGCGGAUGCCGCACACGGGGGAGCAGGUGCAGGUGCGCCUAGGCCUGCACAGCGGCCCCGCCCUGAGUGGCGUGGUGGGCUCCAAGAUGCCUCGCUUCACGGUGUUCGGGGACAGCGUGAGCCGGGCCCAUGCCAUGGAGGCGGGCGGGAGGCCGGGGCGCAUCCACGUGAGCGGCGCCACUCGGCAGCUGCUGAGGAGCGAGAAGUGGGAGGCGGCGGAGGGGGUGCAGCUCGACGCCGAGGGGCCCCGGCUGGACUCCUACCUGUGGGUGGAGGAGGGCGAGGAGUGCCGCUACCACAAGCAGCAGCGAGUCAGGGACGUGUACAACUUAUAGUACGGCAUUGUACGGCAGUACGGUAGUCCGGCAGUACGAUGCUACUGCAGAGUGAUCUGAGUGGGUUUGGGGGGGAGGGCAAUAUGUUGGAUUUGUUAAUUGGAUUGAUGGUGGCGGUGUUUUACUGAACUCAAUAGGUAAUAAAAUGCUUCCUUCGUUCCGUCGGUUUUCGUCGUGUGGCCGCUAUAGUGUUAGCAUCAUCGUACGUCGCCGAUUGCGGUUUAAUGGGUGGUAUCGCUAGAUGGUAGCUGCUGAUAGUGUGCAGCAGAUCGUACACCUUACAGCUCGUCUUUCCCUGCUUUUCCAAGCCGGUUUUUGGUGGCCGUAAUAAAUAUUUCCGUGCAUUGGGCACCACAAAGGAGCGGCCCAACAGCAAUCGGGAACCCUACCGAACAUACAGCAGUGGCAACUGGGAUUAUUGCAUGGGGCAUGCAGCCUGCAGCCGGGGGCGGCAUUUAGGGCGCAAUGUCGGCUUCCUUCGGCUAUGUUUUCAUGCGUUCGGCUAUGUUCCCUUAAUUAAACCUAUGUUCAAAGCACUUUGUGGCUUUGUCUGAUGUUAUUGGCAAGGGGGAGUGCAAACCCUGGAAUCCGUAAACCAUUCGUGGGUGUGGGUGUAGUUGAGCGGAAACAAGAGCAAGCAAUUGGGAUAGGUCUGCGGCUAAGCAGAAGGGGAAUGCUCGAUUAGGUGGAGUGGCGUGUGGGGGAGGCGCUUGGGCCCAUCCGUUGGUGCGGGUUCGUUGUUCGGAAAUUCAUGCGGCAGUCGGGGCUCAUGACAAGGCUCGCCGCGUACUUGUGUUGUUGACACGUUUUACGUAAACCGUUCCGUUUAUUGGGAUUGUGGCAAUGUGGCGAUAGAUCGUACACCUACCGUACAUCUGUUAUGUGUGUGUAUACUCAGGUGGCGGUUACUGGACGGUCUAAAGUUCGAGGAGUACUGUUCCCUUUAUGAGGAUUGAAGAGGGAUUCCCAUUAUGCAUGCAUGCACGCGUGUCGGCGUCGACAUUUAUGUAUGCUUUGUGGCACCCUUUCCGGAUCCAAUCCAUGCCACGUACGGCUACUCGCCGUGUGUCAAUCAAUGCGAAUAGCAACCUGAUGCGGGGAUGUUUGCGAACAUAGUCAUCGCCGUUUACUGUCACUGAUUUCAAUACAAUUGUGUUGCUGCUGCUUGAUAUGCUUUCUUGGAGGACGGUUGGAAUCUAUCACUCGAAUAAAAUAAUUGAAUGAGCUGUUGCAGGUACGGAGUUUACCAAGCUACAUUGGGCUCGGCGCUACUGCGGUGCGUGAGAGCAUGUAGGCCUGCUGUUAACAUGGUACCCUAAGGUGCCUUAAAAUAAUGUAUUGCCGUUAACUACCGGUUGUACGGCACUGUACUACGUGGUUCGUUGUGUAUGGUACGGGAAGAAGCCUGCUGCUGUUCCUUGCAUGCACACAAGUGCAACAGUACCGGCAGGUGCUCCGCCUGUUGCCAUUUCCAUUUAUACCGGUAGUUGGGGAAUCGGACCCUGUCAUUGGCAUUUGCUCGGGCCAUCAUAGAUCAGUGGAUGACUUUUUGCUGGUGUCUCCAUAACGCCCUGUUGUACGUUUCGUACAUCCAUGCUGUACAACCAAUGUCAUUAUGUGGAGUUCAGCUGAUAGACGGUUGGGUAGUUGCGGCGUUUACUAAAAGGUAUCAGCCUGGUGCAUGGUUGUUUUAUAAACAAUGGGUUGGCCUCCGUCGAGGCAUGCAAGCUGCCCAACACAUGUGGGGGAGAUGCGGGUGUAGCUGAUAACGGUAGAAGCGCUGCUGGCGAGGGCGGUCUUCAGGAAUAAGUGCUUAAUGCGGAGGGCUAUGAGAUGGAGUUACGAAGGUAAUGGUGCAUGUAUUUUGUACGGCAAGGCGGACAAUUGUCCGGUUUUGGUGACGAUUUCGACGUGUAGGCGUGGGCAAAGACAGGGUAUGCCCUGGUUUUGCACACGAUCAUCCAACAUCCUGUCUCCGGGGAAAGAUACAAGCUAACAGUUGCGACUUGUGGGG
Messenger RNA from Astrephomene gubernaculifera, 6716 nucleotides. NCBI's taxonomy places the organism in Eukaryota, Viridiplantae, Chlorophyta, Chlorophyceae, Chlamydomonadales, Astrephomenaceae. The record is from the annotation of a GenBank genome assembly.